AUGUCGGCUGGUCCAGAUGGAGUGGCUCUCGGACUUGGCUGUUUCAUCCACAUUCCAUUUCCCACAGAAGGUGGUCGGUACCUGUGCUCAGGGGAAGGCACGUUCCGAAGACCGUCAGAAGGGCAGUCCCUCAUCAGCUACCUCUCUGAGCAAGACUUCGGCAGCUGUGCCGACCUGGAAAAGGAGAAUGCCCACUUCAGCAUCUCAGAGUCCUUAAUUGCUGCCAUCGAGCUAAUGAAGUGCAACAUGAUGAGCCAGUGCCUAGAGGAGGAGGGCGUGGAAGAGGAAGACAGUGACAGAGAGAUCCAGGAGCUGAAGCAGAAGAUCCGCCUUCGGCGCCAGCAAAUCCGCACCAAGAACCUGCUCCCCAUGUACCAGGAGGCUGAGCACGGAAGUCAGUGGAGCCUGUGGACACUUCUGUUCCCACAUUUUCCCAGCUUCAGGCAUAAGGCCUGGUGCCCAAACCAGUGGUUCCUUUGCUGUCAGAAAGAUAUUUCUAUGUAG
Messenger RNA from Nomascus leucogenys (northern white-cheeked gibbon), 504 nucleotides. RefSeq names its product run domain Beclin-1-interacting and cysteine-rich domain-containing protein-like. The record is from RefSeq and is a predicted model, not a curated record. Bases 1 to 504 code for a protein of 167 amino acids. The transcript is spliced from 3 exons. Gene Ontology annotation, biological process: negative regulation of autophagosome maturation; negative regulation of endocytosis. Gene Ontology annotation, molecular function: phosphatidylinositol phosphate binding. NCBI's taxonomy places the organism in Eukaryota, Metazoa, Chordata, Mammalia, Primates, Hylobatidae. Gene Ontology annotation, cellular component: late endosome; early endosome.